AUGGAGGGACGUGUCGCCGCCGCUGAUCACUUGGAGCAAGCCUCUCAACAUGUCGUGGGCAUAAUCGAGAAUGAUCCUGGUGUUUUUACAGAACUGUUGCAGCAGAUGCAACUGAAGGGUCUUCAAGUUGAUGAACUCUACUCACUUGACCUGGAUGCUCUCAAUGAUCUUCAGCCAAUAUAUGGGCUAAUAGUGCUAUAUAAAUGGCGACCUCCAGAAAAGGAUGAGCAUCCUGUCAUCAAGGAUGCAAUCCCAAACCUUUUCUUUGCUAACCAGAUAAUUAACAACGCGUGUGCAACCCAAGCUAUCCUUUCGGUUCUCUUGAACUCUCCUGGCAUCACUCUUAGUGACGAACUUAAAAAGCUGAAGGAAUUUGCAAAGGAUUUGCCACCUGAGCUCAAAGGACUGGCUAUAGUCAAUUGUGCAAGCAUUCGCAUGCUAAACAACUUGUUUGCAAGAUCAGAGGUCUCUGAGGAGCAGAAACCACCUAGCAAGGACGAUGAUGUAUACCAUUUCAUAAGCUAUGUUCCAGUGGAUGGUGUCCUGUAUGAGCUUGAUGGGCUAAAGGAAGGACCAAUAAGCCUGGGAAAAUGCCCAGGUGGUGUUGGUGAUGCAGGGUGGCUUAGGCUAGCGCAGCCUGUGAUUAAAGGGCACAUUGACAUGUUCUCUCAGAAUGAGGUAAGAUUCAGUGUGAUGGCAAUCUUGAAGAACCGGAAGGAGAUGUACACAGUGGAGCUCAAAGACCUCCAGAGGAAGAGGGAAAGCCUCUUGCAACAGAUGGGUGAUCCUUCUGCGACCAGGCACGUGCCAUCUGUUGAGCAGUCACUAGCGGAGGUGGCAGCUCAGAUUGAGUCUGUGACGGAGAAGAUCAUAAUGGAGGAAGAGAAGUCGAAGAAGUGGAAGAUGGAGAACUUGAGGAGGAAGCAUAACUACGUGCCAUUCAUGUUCAAUUUCCUCAAGAUUCUUGAGGAGAAGCAGCAGUUGAAGCCCCUGAUAGAGAAGGCAAAGGCGAAGCAGAAGUCUCAUGGCCCCAGCGCUAGGUGA
This is a messenger RNA of Miscanthus lutarioriparius, 1044 nucleotides long. The record is from the annotation of a GenBank genome assembly. NCBI's taxonomy places the organism in Eukaryota, Viridiplantae, Streptophyta, Magnoliopsida, Poales, Poaceae.